Messenger RNA from Trichobilharzia regenti, 348 nucleotides. Lineage: Eukaryota; Metazoa; Platyhelminthes; Trematoda; Strigeidida; Schistosomatidae. The record is from the annotation of a GenBank genome assembly.
AUGACGUCAGUUGUUCGAAACCAACCGAGAGCAUUUUAUCAGCAUGAUAUAGGAAGGGAAUGGAACAGUGGACUUUUUAACUGCCUUGAUGACGUUCCGUCAUGUUGGAUGGCCACACUGUUUCCACCCUGUUUUUUGUGUUACCUGUAUGACUCAGCAAGAGAAGCGUGCUGGUUACCCGUGGUUGGUUCAUUCGUAGCUCCGCUACGUGUUAGAAUUCGGACUCAACAUAACAUUAAAGGUACACUGUUUGACGAUUACUGCGACACAUGCUUUUGUCCAUGUUUGGUAAUGUGUCAACUUAAACGAGAAAUUGACUACCUAAAAGCUAAUGGUGUACGAAUUUAA